Homo sapiens (human) is the source of this 15978-nucleotide messenger RNA. RefSeq names its product fibronectin leucine rich transmembrane protein 1 (gene FLRT1). The coding region runs from base 13075 to 15099 and encodes 674 amino acids. The transcript has 3 exons. NCBI's taxonomy places the organism in Eukaryota, Metazoa, Chordata, Mammalia, Primates, Hominidae. Gene Ontology annotation, biological process: fibroblast growth factor receptor signaling pathway; dendrite development; neuron projection extension. Gene Ontology annotation, cellular component: plasma membrane; endoplasmic reticulum membrane; cell-cell junction. The record is from RefSeq and is a predicted model, not a curated record. Gene Ontology annotation, molecular function: fibroblast growth factor receptor binding.
AUGAGCAGCCUCCAACUUCCCUCCCUGUGCGCGCUGUGGACCGUCAGCCCUGAGCCGGGCGGGGGCUGGGGCCGUACACCUGGCGGCUGGAACGGUGAGGAAGCAGGCAGUGGGCGAGAAGAUGGAUUCCUUUUUGGACAGACAAGACCAGAGAGUGAAGCGGGAAUAACUCAUCCUCCCUACCUCCCCAGCAAGGAAACCUCUACAAACAGGAGCAGCCAAGCAGGACUGAGGCCCUUGCCCCCCAAGCAUCUUCUCAAAGAAGGGCAUGUGGGGGCCUGACAGCUCAGCUGCAUGUGUCAGCAGCUCCAGCCCCACCAUGAACAUCUGAACUCCUCAGCGGGGUAAUGGACCCCCUCCUUUCCCCCGGAGACACAGCCUGAGUGGCAGGAAUACAGAGCCUUUGGAGAGUGGCUCCCUCUCAGCUCCGUCAUGCAAGAACACUCUCUGCACCCAGCCCAUUCUGCCAAGUGACUUAAAGGAAUUAAAAAAAAAAAAAGCCUUGGUAAACAAAAAGGGGGUAAAAGCCACGCAGAGGCCCUUCAGAAGAGGUGGCGGGCUGCAGACAAAAGGGCAAGAGUUGAAAAGGGCUGUGGAGGUAGCAAGCAGCAGAGGCCACCCUGCUCAGGGCUGGGUGCCAGGCCACAGGGCAUGCCCGACGAACAGGGAGUCGGAACCCCCUCAGGCCACCCUCGGGAGUCCUGGGGUCCAGAGGGGUGUCCCUGUACCCCUUGCACACAGGACCCUCACUCUGCAGGGAUAAGCCAGCUGCGCCUGCAGCCUAGGGUGCCAAGGAGGCUGCUGAUUGUGGCCCACAGCCUCAUCUGAACGCCAGGAGACCAGGAUACCGAGGCACCGGAUCCCCUCUCUGUGCCCUGGGGAGCCCCAGUGCUGCCCAGUCACCCCAGGGCUGAGGUCUGCGUCCCUAGUGGUGCAAGGCCUGGUAGGACCACGGGGCAGGGAAUGUGAGCGCCAUCUGAGCUCACGGUGUCCUGAGUCGCGGCUUCGUGACUUUGGCAGGGGCCUCCGGACCAGUGACCCCAGUCAAACCCAGAGGGUCUUGGGCGGCAGCGACGAAGGAGGUAAGGCCCAAGGACAAGGGAAGAGGGACGCGAAUUCAGAAGGGCUCCAGGGUGGGCCCAGGGUUCCUCGCACCCAGACAGCUGGGUUGCACCCUCCAAAGGCCCCUUUUCCCAGCCAGAGCUCCACAGGUCUCCAAGGGUCUGCAGCUCCAUCCCACACACCCACUCACGCAGUUCAUGCAGCUGGCAGCUUCUGCUUGCCGGCAUAAGCAUCAUUUGCCACCUGGUGGUCCCCGUGCUGCUGGGCUCUACCCAGCAGCUGGACCCAGGAUGUAAUGGAGUGGCCUCUCCUGGAGUAAAUGGCCCUGCAGCAGGGUGGAGGAAUCUCAUUUUGAGCCCCCUCCCUAAAGGUGGUAGCAGUGAGGCCUUGGCGGGGUGGUGGGCAGGAGCUCUGGUAACCUAGGCUACUUGCCCUGGCGCCUGCUGCCCUUGAACGAGAGGGAGUCCACAAGUCUAUAUCAGGGCCCGCCCCUGUUCUGGCCAGGGGACCCAGGGUGGGUUGAUCCAAAGCUACUGCCCAAGGUCCUGCUCCUGUUGGCCCUUGGGCACCAUCUGCACUGGCUUCCAGUUCAGCCUCUUUGUUGGUUACUGGAGCAAGCUGAGGCCCAGAGAAGGGCAGAGAGUGCCCCAAGGGUCACACAACAGGCGGUGAGUCCUCCCUGCCGCUGAGGAGGGGCUGACUCCUCCAGGGAUCCCAGGAGGCCAGAGGGAGAGGCUGCACCGCCAAAAACACAAAUCCCAGCAACCUCAAGCCUCUGUGCCCUGGGCAGGACAGGGAAGCCCCAAUUCAUUACCAAGAUGGAAAAUGACACUUCCCACGCUCUUCCUCAGGAGAGGGGUUGAUUUAUGAUUGCACCAGGGCCUGGGACAUUCGUCAGCACGGCGCAGCAUGCAUGCCAUCUGCGGGGGCAUUAAUAGCCAUGUUAUUAGCCACCGGUGUGAAAGAUGCCCUGCGGAUGGGCUAUUUGCUGUUAUUUAUUAUAAAAGUGCGCCAGCCCGACAGCGGGGCCGCGAGCGUGCCUGAGCCGGAGCUGGGCUGGCUGCUUCUCUCCCAGUGCCCAGCCCUGGUCCCUACUGCCCCUCUAGUCCCUAGGAGGGCUCGGGGGUCAUUCCCAGGCUGAAGCCAAGCUAGAGGGGAGCAGCUGCUGUCCCCCAGGCCUGCUGCCAUGAAAGGUCUGCUCAGUGGCUCUGUGCAAAGGGAGGCAAGAAACAAACGCUCUGGGCAGACAGACCUGGGUUGGGGCCUGGCCCUCUGGUUGUGAGCAUGUGACCUUGGACAGGUCUGCCCCUCCCUGUAUGCCUCCCCUUUCUGCACUGGGGAUGCAGCCUGUCCCCUCCACACAGGCUGUGGCCAGCUGGAGAGAGCAUUCUAUGACGUGCCCAACACUCAGGCACCCAGCCCUGCCAGCUACUCCUAAUGCUAAGAGGCGUGACCCCACAGGCAUGAGUGACCCCACAGGCGUGAGUGACCCCACAGGCUUGAGGGGCUGCAGACAUGCUGGUGGAGAAGAGCGGCUCCCAUGAGGCCCUGCUGGAGUUGAGACACUGUUCCCCAGCAUCCUCCCUGUGCCAAACCCCUGGGAAAGGGUUACAGUUGGGCGCCAAGGCCCCAGGAGGUGGGCGGGGAGGCUGCCCACAGCUGCGGGAGGGCUCUGUCUCCACCCUGAGCCUGUCUCUUCCAUGCAGGGCCUCAGAUUUUCCUCAUCUGCAAAAAGCAGACAAUCGCUGAGGUCCUUUAUCUCAUGAUUCCAGGGUCCUGAGUGGUGGGUUCCAUCCGUGAGUGUAUCUGUGGGGUGGGCGGGAGGGGAAAAGGCCCUCUGUAGGAAAGUGAGGAUCACCUCUGAUAGUUGGAGACAGACAGGCAGUUGGGCAGUGCCAGGCCAGCAUCCAUAUCAGUGGGGGUGAGGAGGGAUGGCCAAGAGUCUCCCUUUGGGGUCAGAGAGGUCCCGCUGGGCAGCUGAGAUAGGCGGUAGGAGACCUGGGAAGGGGAGAGCUCCAGACAUCGAGUCUGAGGCCUGGGUUUGUGGCCACCCCUCUGCCAUCUGCUGCACAAUCCAGACCUUUCCCUUUGCCUCUUUGGGCUGCUGUGGUGAGGGCACCCUGGGUCACCAUGACGUCCUGGGGUGGGCUGUAGGAAGGCCAGCCUCCCUCUUCUCUACCACCCAGCCCUGGGUCUAGGUUCAGGGGCCUCCCUUUUGGUGGCCCUGUUCAUUCAUUCAUCAGAUGUUUACUGAGCACUUUCUGUGCCAGGCUCCAUGCCAGGCACAAGGCAGACCAUGUCCUAACUAUAGGAGUUUACAUUCUAAGGGGAGGAGACAAUCCAUAAACUCAUGAUAAAUAAAUAGGGAGGGUCCCACUGGGAGAAGGGCCUGCCUCCUGCCUUGUCAGGGUUGUUCUCAGCCCCUGAGAGGCCCUGCCCUCAGAGCCCAGUGCCAAGCCUCUGAUCUAGGAUCAGUGAGUGUUGCCCAUCACCAGCCUUUACUGGUCACACUGCUCCUCUCCAGGCUCUCUGCUGUGGCCCAGGAUCCUAAAGGCGGCUGAGGAGAGAAGCAGUGCAGAGCCCGCAGCCUCAGUCCUGUUCUGGAGGACUGUCCCCAGCCCUGCUGGUGCUGCCUCUCUUCCUUUUCCUCAUCCCCCAAAAUAAAGACCUUUAGCCCCUCUCCUUCCCUCUGAAAUUCCACUGGGCUUUCUUUUAUUUAUUUUAUUUUAUUUUUUUUUGAGAUAGGGUCUUACUCUGUCACUCGGGCUGGAGUGCAGUGGCACGAUCUCUCGGCUCACUGCAACCUCCGCCUCCCAGGUUCAAGUGAAUCUCCUGCCUCAGCCUCCCAAGUAGCUGGGAUUACAGGCAUGCACCACCAUGCCCAGCUAAUUUUUGUAUUUUUAGUAGAGACAGAGUUUCGCCAUGUUGACCAGGCUGGUUUUGAACUCCUGACCUCAGGUGAUCCACCUGCCUCAGCCUCCCAAAGUGCUGGGAUUACAAUGAGCCAACUUGCCCAGCCCACUGGGCUUUCUUUUUCCCUUCCAUAAAGGAAUUAAGUCUCAGUUUAGGCAGCUUUACUAAAAAUGGACACAGACAGACAGAAAUAUCAGGUGUAGGAGCAUCUUAUUAAAUAAUGCCGAGAGAGAAAGGAACAAAAUUACACGUGUCUCCUUUCAUCCCCCCACCCCCUCCUGGCCUUGAAUGGUUUAAUAUCGAACACUGUUAUCAAUAUAAUUAACUUCCUAAGACACAAUUCUAAAGUCCUGUUUUUUUAAAAGCGAUUUACAUUCUCUGAAGUUCAGGACAUCCCGCCGCCUGGCACCAGCGCCACCCAGCCGGCCUAUGUGGUUAGGUGCAUUUAUAGUGGAUUUGCAUACCUGUCUGCAAUUACCGCCAGUGAUAACAGCUGAUGCAUAAUGCAUGCAGCAUGAAAUUAGAAAAAUAAUUAACUUUAGGUUUUAAAAGAAUUCCCGCCCCAGCCCCCAUGCAUCACAAGUUCUAAAUGAUACCAGUGGAUGGGAUCCAGGAGCAAAGCUGUUCAGGGUGAUGGGUGUGGCUGGCUGGCACCCUGCCCUGGCGGGAGCUGGGGUUAGAAGGUCCUUGAGGGUCAUGGCAUCUAGUCCCUGCCCUAAGGAGAUGCCUCUGGUGGGCCUGCAGUCCCUGGGGCAUCUGCCUGAACUAGGGCUUGGAAAAGCCCCACUCACACGACUCAAGGCUCCCCUCCCUUCCUGCAGUUCAUGUCUGGGGCUCAGGGAAGAAUGGCUCAUUGCUAGUAAUGGUAAUAGUUCCCUCAUUCUGAAUACGACUCUGCUAAACAUUGAAAGUAACCUUAUUUUAUCUUCACAAAAGCCCAGGGAAGUAGAUCGUUUAUGGUCAGAUAGACUUGAGACCCCUGUAAUCCCAGCACUUUGGGAGGCCGAGGCGGGCAGAUCACCUGAGGUCAGGAGUUAGUGACCAGCCUGACCAACAUGGAGAAAUCCCGUCUCUACUAAAAAUACAAAAUUAGUGGGGCGUGGUGGUGCAUGCCUGUAAUCACAGCUACGCGGGAGGCUGAGGCAGAAGAAUCGCCUGAACCCAGGAGGCAGAGGUUGCGGUGAGCCAAGAUCGUACCAUUGCACUCCAGCCUGGGCAACAAGAGCGAAACUCUGUCUCAAAAAAAAAAAAAAAAGACUUGAGACCCAGGGCCACCCCACAGUAGGCUGAGCAGCUUGGUUGAGCCAGGCAGACCACUGGCUACUUGCCUUCACAGGAAAGGGGCUUCCUGGCGAGAAGGAGGGGAGCUCUCCCUGGGUCUCCCUGAGCACCAGGAAGCAGCGGCCUGCCCUGUCUACCUCCUGGCCCUCUUCCCUCUGUCUUAUUUGCAGUUGAGCCCCCAGGAAGGUGGGGUCUUUCAUUAAUUUAAACAAAGGUUUGCUGAAGCCCCAUCACAGAGCUGGAGAUGAUUGUGCCUUGGUAGGGCUUCCUGUCUAGUGGGAGGUGGGACUGGGGUCCCACUGGCCUUUCCCGCUCUGGGGCUGAGAAACUGCUUCUGCCCGCAGUCUGCCUGCACGGCAUUCUCAGUGAGGAAUUGAAGGCAUGGCAAGGUUUAGGGGAGACACAUGAAUUAUUGCUGAAGGGAGGGACUGGCAGGGGAAAGACACCUGCAAGGGACCCCACCUGGGGGCUGGGAAGUGGGGGAAAAGCCAAAGGACCCCAGGGUCUGCAGCAACCACACACCAGUGCCAGGCCACACACCAGUGCCAGGCCACAUGGGCAGCCAGAUUCCUAAGGACAGAGGCAGGCAGGUGGGCAGGAAGGAGGCUGAGGGGCAAGUGGGGGUGGGGGAGACGUGACCAGCAUCCAUGCACGUGAGCAUGUACUUGUCUUUCCUACAUACAGAGUUUACAUGCAGGACACUUCCUCUCCCCGCCUGGCCCUGCCUGAGAUGCCCCCAUCCCAGGGAUGGGACAGGUGAAAGAGGAGACGUGGGAGUGAGGCCAGACAGGGAUGGGGGGCUAUUUCCUUGCUGGCUUCCAGAAGCUCCUGGGACAUGCCUGUGAAUAGAAAAUAGCAUCCCCAGGUUCCAUGAGGGCCAGGAGCCAGCAGCAGGGUCCCCAGCAAAGGCUGAGCAGCAGACAGUGGGCCAUAAGCCACCACGAGGGGUGGGGAAGAAGCUUGGUGUCACUGACUUAUAAAGGCUUUGCAGUUGGGUGUAGACACCCACACUCAGCUUCCCUACUGCUCCCCCAGACCUGGGAAACCCGGGAGGCUGCCGGCCUCUCCCCACUCGUGACACUGGGCAGCAGCUCCACAAAGGGUCUAAUGCACCGUGAGCACAGCUUCUGGGGAGGGCUGCAGAGGGGGUGGAAAGGGGAGGGACAGAAGCCUCAGGACUUCUCAGGGGUGGGAGUGAGUGUGGCGUGGAGGAGGUAGGGAACUAUUUCUGGCCACUGGAUGACCUGGUGACGAAGGCCCAUUUAAAACCCUCUUACCUCCCCGGACUCCUCCACCCUGCCCCCAGCCUGGAGGGCCUCCCAUGGGAGGCUGGUGCGGCCCCACAGGAGGGGAUGGUUGAUGGCCCCAUCCACCAGCUCUGUGCGGCCCAGACAUAGGGUCAAGGCUGCCAGCAUGGCUUGGGGGAGGGGCAGGGUUGCACCCACACAGUUUGAGGUGGGCAGGGGGCAACACCUCAGCUUCACAGAGGCUGAUAAGGGGUCAGCCUGUCCGGAAGGCACAGCAGGAGCAGGGGAGUAGAGAACGGGCCACUGGAGCGCGGAGGACAGAGACGGGCAGCUACUGCAGAAGCUAGGCCGUGUGUCUGGGGAGGCAGAGACUUGGGGCAGCUUUUAAACUGGAUGCGUCGGGGGCAUCCAGAUCACACUCAGGAGGGGGUACUCUGCACAUAUAAUGUCAGUGAAUCCUGAAUUGUAAGUUCCCAUGUAAGGGCCCCUAUUAUGACCACAUUUAUAGAUGAGGAAAUCAAACCUCAGAGAGGGCAAGCAGCUUGCUCAAAAUAACACAGCCUGAGGCCCGGCGUGGUGGCUCACGCGUAUAAUCUCAGCACUUUGGGAUGCUGAAGUGGGCAGAUUGCUUGAGCCUAGGAGUUCAAGACCAGCCUGGGCAACAUAGCAAAACCCCAUCUCUGCAAAAAAUACAAAAAUUAGCUGGGUGUGGUGGUGCAGCAUGUGGUCCCAGCUCUGCAGGAGGCUGAGGUGGGAGGAUCACCUGAGCAUGGGGAGGUCGAGGCUGCAGUGAGCCGUGAUCGGGCCACUGCAUUCCAGACUGGGUGACAGAGCGAGACUGUCUCAGAAAAAAAAAAAAAAGAAAGAAAUCAUACCACCUGAAAGUGGCAGAGGCAGGAUUUGAACCCAGGCCUCUCUGUCCUGGAGGUUGGCAGGGGACAACGACUGAUAGAGCCAAGAAUAAUGCCAAGAAUAAUGCCCCAGGGCCCCCAGCUAAGCGGAGGAGUAAUGGACACCUACAGCCUGAGCCAUCCCACUGCUCCCUUCGCCCACCCCCGUGGCCCGCUAAGGAUCCGGCUGUCAGUCAUGGAGCUGGCAGGUCGUAACUCACACCACGCUGAAGUCUGAGGGAUCCACGCAAGGGCGACAAGCGAUCCCAUAAAAGAUGGGCGAUUUACCAGGUUUAAUUUGAUGGCCACAUAAACUAUGAAACACACAACAAGGGAAUAAAAAGGCAAGCAGGCACCCAGGCAAUUAGAGAUUCCUCUGGUGAGGCGUGCUAUCUUCCUCCCCACCCCCAGGUCCCGCCCUACUUUCCUGGAGCCAGAGGGCUCAGCCUCGGGCUGGCCUUGGGGAGGGGGGCGGCAGGGGAGCCUUUGGCCAAGAUGGAUGAGGCCCACAGACAGUGGAGCGGAAAGGCCUUGGGUCCCUGCCUCCCAAAUGCUUCUUGGUUAUCCAUCAAGCAUCUCUGAAAGGUGCAAUUUAGACUCUAUUAUGAUGCUGAGGCCUCUGAAGGCUGAGGACUGUGGCCAUGAGCUGAGCGGGCGCUGGGAACAGAUGUCCAUACCAGGGAAUGCGGUGGCUUGCCUUGGCUUUGGCCUUAACAAGUUUGCCCCCUACUUAGGGCACUGCUCAGAACAGCUGAGUACAAAGGCCACCUGUAUCCCUUGUGCCAGAACUCAGCAGCCAACAGACCAGGUUGGGGGUAAUCCUCCAGCCAGACGCUGGGGGCCCCCUGGCAGAGGUGCUCCUAGACUCAGACUUGACCCUGGAGACUGAGGCAAAGUGACCUGUGAGCUGGCCUGUGUCUUCCUGUCUCUAGCAUUGCCCUGUGCUACCUACCUGCUCAUAAGUGGCUUGAGGCAGGACCUCCGGCUCCAUAACCUUCACGAGCCUGGCUCAGUGCAGAAGGGACAGACGUGCAGUGGGAAAUCUGGGCUGGCUGUGACCUUGGCUGGGCCCCUCAUGUCUCUGAGUCUCAGGCUGCUGGGCUGUGAAAUGAGGGCUGUGGACCUGUGUGUAGGCGGCAACCUCUGCACCCUUGCCUGUGAAGGGGGGUGGGUGAGGUCUGGCCAGAGAGGUCACCCCACCACCUAGGCUUUUCCUGAUCCUCUGAAGGCUGAUGUGUCUAGCUCUGCAUGCUGUCCUGGCUUCAAGCCCGUCCUUUCCCAUGAUCUGGGCCAGUGUCCUUCCCAGUCCCCAAUGUAAUGAAAGGUGAGGUGGUCAGAUAAGGGUCAGAGCAGCCUGGGAUGGCCCUGGGCAAAGGAAGCAGGAGGCUCACAGGAGAGUGGGCAUCUCCAUGAAGGUCUGAGAAUGCUCAGCCUGGGCUGCAGGACUGUGUCUGGGCUGGCCAGGGACUCACAGCCCUCAGCAGUGUGGAGUCAAGCACUGAGGUCCUGCAGCCACGCAGCCCUGGGGUGGAAUCCAGACCCCACCUCCUUCUGCCAGGGGACCAUGGACAGGUCUCUGUGCCUCUGUUCUCUCAUCUACAGAACGAGUCCAUCACAGUUUCUCCUUUGAAAUCUUUAGUGAGCAUCUGCCACGUGGGAAACACUAUGAAUAAGAUGCACAAAUCCCUGCCCUUGUAGAGCGUACCUUCUAGUGGGGAGACAGACAAUAAAAACAAAAAAGGGCCAGGCACUGUGGCUCACCUGUAAUCCCAGUACUUUGAGAGGCCCAGGGAGGUGGAUCACGAGGUCAAGAGAUCAAGACCAUCCUGGCCAACAUGGUGAGACCCCCGUCUCUACUAAAAAUACAAAAAAUUAGCUGGGCAUGGUGGUGCACACCUGUAGUCCCAGCUACUCAGGAGGCUGAAGCAGGAGGAUCUCUUGAACCUGGGAGGCGGAGGUUGUAGUGACCCAAGAUCGCUCCACUGCACUCCCACCUGGUGACAGGGCAAGACUCCAUCUCAAAAAGCAAAACAAGGCAAAACAAAACAAAAAAGAUAAAACACGUAGUGUGUUAGUUGGUGGUAAAUACUAUAGGCAAGCAAGGAACUGAGAGGAGUAUCUGGGAGUUAUAAUUCUCGAUAGGGUGCCCAGGAAAGGCCUCACUGGAAGGAGAUGCAGGCGUGGAUCUGGGGAUGAGCUGUCCAGGCAGAGAGCACAGCACUUGCAAGGGCCCUGGGGAUACUAGGGGGUGCCUGGCUGCUGCAGUCAGUGAGAGGGGAAUGGGGUGGACCAGGCCAACAGGGGUGCCACAUAGGAUUGCACAGGGCCUUAGCAGCCACCUUGAUGACUGUGGUGGCUGCCUGGGCAGAGACCCUGUAAGUGUGAAGGGAACGUUUGAGUGUGCAGGGGUGAGUGGCAGAGACAUUCACCACGGCAGGGCCCAUUCUGUCAUCGGGUGGUCACUGAUGCAAAGCCAUGCUUGGCCACAGUCCCUGCCCUGGCAGUUUGGUGACAUGAAAACACCAGUCACCAAAUGGUGUGACCUGCAACCCACAGAGUGCUGCAAGCCUCAAGAUUGCCAAGAUUCUGGCCUCCUCCCUAGAUGGCCUGGGUUCCUCCUACCUGGUUCUCAAGUAGUCUUGAGUAAGCUAACAUCUCUGAGCUUCAAUUUUCUCAUCUGUUAAAUGGGAUUAAGGGCACUGACCUCAUGUUUGUUGGGAGGGUUAAAUGACUUAAAUAUUAGGAAAGUUCUCAGCAAAGCCUUUAUUAUAGUGUGAACUAUCAUCCAUCCCAUCAGAAUGGAAUCCCAAGUGGCUACAACAGGGCCUGGAAUAUAGUAGAUGCUCAAUAAAGCUCUGUUGGAUGCAUGAUGGAUGGAUGGAUGGAUGGAUGGACAGGUGCAUGUGUGAAUGGACAGGUUGAUGCAUGGAUGGAUGGAUGGAUGGAUGGAUGGAUGGACAGGUGGAUGCAUGGAUUGAUGCAUAUAUGGAUGGAUGGAUGGAUGGUUGGAUGGAUGGAUAAUUGGAUGGAUGGAUAGACAGGUGGAUGCAUGGAUGGAUGGAUGGAUGGACAGGUGGAUGCAUGGAUAGCAUGGAUGGAUGGAUGGUUAGGUGGAUGGAUGGAUGGAUGGAUGGAUGGAUGGAUGGAUGGAUGGAUGGGCAGACAGGUGGAUGCAUGGAUGGAUGGAUGGAUGGUUAGGUGGAUGGAUGGACGGACAGGUGGAUGCAUGGAUUGAUACAUGGAUGAUGGAUGGAUGGAUGGACGGACAGGUAAAUGCAUGAUGGAUGGAUGGACAGGUGCAUGCAUGAUGGAUGAAUGAACAGGUGGACGCAUGGAUGGAUGGAUGGAUGGAUGGACAGCUGGAUGUAUGGAUUGAUACAUGGAUGGAUGGAUGGAUGGAUGGAUGGAUGGAUGGAUGGACAGGUGGAUGCAUGGAUUGAUGCACGGAUGGAUGGAUGGAUGGAUGGAUGGAUAAUUGGAUGGAUGGAUAAUUGGAUGGAUGAAUGGACAGGUGGAUGCAUGGAUGGAUGGAUGGAUGGACAGGUGGAUGCAUGGGUUGAUGCAUGGAUGGAUGGAUGGAUGGAUGGAUGGAUGGAUGGAUGGACAGGUGGAUGCAUGGAUGGAUGCAAGGACUGGUGCAUGCCUGAAUGGAUGAAUGAACAAGUGGAUGGAUGCAUGGAUGCCUGGAUGGAUGGAUGGUUAGAUGGAUGGAUGGAUGGAUGGAUGAAUGGACAGAUGGAUGCAUGGAUGAAUGGAUGGUUAGGUGGAUGGAUGGAUGGAUGGAUGGAUGGACAGGUGGAUGCAUGGAUUGAUACAUGGAUGACGGAUGGAUGGACGGACAGUAGAUACAUGAUGGAUGGAUGGAUGGACAGGUGCAUGUAUGAAUGGAUGGAUGGGUGAAUGGACAGGUGGAUGCAUGGAUGGAUGGAGGGAUGGUUGAAUGGAUGGAUGGAUGGAUGAAUGGAUGGAUAGAUGGAUGGAUGGAGGGAUGGUUGAAUGGAUGGAUGGAUGGAUGAAUGGAUGGAUGGAUGGACAGGUGGAUGUAUGGAUUGAUGCAUGGAUGGAUGGAUGGAUGGAUGGACAGGUAGAUGCAUGAUGGAAGGAUGGUGGACAGAUGGAUGGAUGGAUGGACAGGUGCAUGCAUGAAUGGAUGGAUGGAUGAAUGGACAGGUGGAUAGAUGGAUGGAUGGACAGGUAGAUGCAUGGACUGAUACAUAGAUGGAUGGAUGGAUGAAUGGAUGGAUGGAUGGACAGGUCCAUGCAUGAAUUGAUGGAUGGAUGAAUGUACAGGUGGAUGGAUGGUAGGUGGGUGGACAGAUGGAUGGGCAGAGCAGAGGGAAGCUUUAUCUGGGGCCUCAGGAAAACCUAGCAGAGGAGGUAACAUUUGAGCUGGGUCCUGCAAGAGUAGCUUGCUCGAUGGAAAGAAAAAGCAGCUCAGGAAUAGAGAAGGACAGAGAAGACAGAAAGUUUGGCCUGGUUGAGUAACAGAGAUGUUCAGUCCCUGGGGCAUGAAAAUAAGGUCCCUGCUGGCUCAGUGAGCAGGUGCCGGCUCUGCUCUGCACACCAGGGCUGCCCUCCCAGGCUGGGACUUCAGGUUCCGAGAGGCCAUCAUGUCCCAUCAUUGAAAAGCCUCCGUGAACCCAGUGUUUUACAGCAGACUUUUGCUGGCUGCAUGAAGACACCUUCCUCACUGAGACUGAAAGAUAAUUUCUCUUUAAUUGAUUUUUUACCACUAUGAACAGUAAAAUAAUAUAAGAAAAAUCUAUGCUGCUAUUUUUCCAUUUGUGAAAUCCAAAAUUACACCUUGCAGCCAAUUCCCUCAGAGUACAGACGUGACUCCUCCCUCCUUUUAUUUGUCUCAUUCCUUUAAGUGCAAGAAAACAGACCACUUUUUUUUUUUUUGAAUAGCUGAAAGUUUAUGAUUUGAGAAAGGGGCAAGGUGUGGGACAAUUUCCCACACAACUCGGAACCCAGGGCCAGGGAGGCACCUCUGAUGAAAAGAGAUUUCUGUAAAUACAUGAGAAAGUGAUUCUGUUGACACCUCAUUCUUCUGUCUGUAGAAUGUACGAGUGACAACAGGACAUGUUGUUUUAACACCAGACAAUGAAGCUCCCUGCUCUCCACUCCUCGCCAGUGAUGGCACUGACAGCUUCGUUCCCGCAGGUUCUGGCGACGCCCCCCUUUUGAGCUCCUGGGCCUUCCAGCAACAAGCUUUCCUUUCGAAUCCUGGGUCCGAGCCAGACAGCAAUGCGUGCUCCUCGUGCAGUGCCAGGGAAACAGCAGCUAUGAAUCCAUAAAACACGCCCUAAAUCCAUCCCAUCCAUAUUGACUGGUACCUUUAGCGUUGGCCAUAAAGUGGCUUUGUGUGAAGUCUUGAGAGAAGAAACCAAGCCUGCUGCAUGGCUCUCACUAAAUUAACCUCCCUGAGGCUCCGGAUCACAUUCCAGGAGGGCCGCGGCAGCACGGGUCUCAUUAAUGCGCAGCCUCUUGGCUCCUGAUAAGAUUUAACAUUAGCCAGAUGUUGUUAGAGUCCGACCUCGGCGGGAGCAAUCACCUGCGGCAUAAACCUGGCACAAAGGCCACUCCUCCAGCUUGACCUCACCCCGCAGGACCGGACUUCGGUCACCCCUUGGUAUUCAGGCUCCAGGCCAGGUGGGGCCGGACGCCCCCAGCCAUCCACCAUGGUGGUGGCACACCCCACCGCCACUGCCACCACCACGCCCACUGCCACUGUCACGGCCACCGUUGUGAUGACCACGGCCACCAUGGACCUGCGGGACUGGCUGUUCCUCUGCUACGGGCUCAUCGCCUUCCUGACGGAGGUCAUCGACAGCACCACCUGCCCCUCGGUGUGCCGCUGCGACAACGGCUUCAUCUACUGCAACGACCGGGGACUCACAUCCAUCCCCGCAGAUAUCCCUGAUGAUGCCACCACCCUCUACCUGCAGAACAACCAGAUCAACAACGCCGGCAUCCCCCAGGACCUCAAGACCAAGGUCAACGUGCAGGUCAUCUACCUAUACGAGAAUGACCUGGAUGAGUUCCCCAUCAACCUGCCCCGCUCCCUCCGGGAGCUGCACCUGCAGGACAACAAUGUGCGCACCAUUGCCAGGGACUCGCUGGCCCGCAUCCCGCUGCUGGAGAAGCUGCACCUGGAUGACAACUCCGUGUCCACCGUCAGCAUUGAGGAGGACGCCUUCGCCGACAGCAAACAGCUCAAGCUGCUCUUCCUGAGCCGGAACCACCUGAGCAGCAUCCCCUCGGGGCUGCCGCACACGCUGGAGGAGCUGCGGCUGGAUGACAACCGCAUCUCCACCAUCCCGCUGCAUGCCUUCAAGGGCCUCAACAGCCUGCGGCGCCUGGUGCUGGACGGUAACCUGCUGGCCAACCAGCGCAUCGCCGACGACACCUUCAGCCGCCUACAGAACCUCACAGAGCUCUCGCUGGUGCGCAAUUCGCUGGCCGCGCCACCCCUCAACCUGCCCAGCGCCCACCUGCAGAAGCUCUACCUGCAGGACAAUGCCAUCAGCCACAUCCCCUACAACACGCUGGCCAAGAUGCGUGAGCUGGAGCGGCUGGACCUGUCCAACAACAACCUGACCACGCUGCCCCGCGGCCUGUUCGACGACCUGGGGAACCUGGCCCAGCUGCUGCUCAGGAACAACCCUUGGUUUUGUGGCUGCAACCUCAUGUGGCUGCGGGACUGGGUGAAGGCACGGGCGGCCGUGGUCAACGUGCGGGGCCUCAUGUGCCAGGGCCCUGAGAAGGUCCGGGGCAUGGCCAUCAAGGACAUUACCAGCGAGAUGGACGAGUGUUUUGAGACGGGGCCGCAGGGCGGCGUGGCCAAUGCGGCUGCCAAGACCACGGCCAGCAACCACGCCUCUGCCACCACGCCCCAGGGUUCCCUGUUUACCCUCAAGGCCAAAAGGCCAGGGCUGCGCCUCCCCGACUCCAACAUUGACUACCCCAUGGCCACGGGUGAUGGCGCCAAGACCCUGGCCAUCCACGUGAAGGCCCUGACGGCAGACUCCAUCCGCAUCACGUGGAAGGCCACGCUCCCCGCCUCCUCUUUCCGGCUCAGUUGGCUGCGCCUGGGCCACAGCCCAGCCGUGGGCUCCAUCACGGAGACCUUGGUGCAGGGGGACAAGACAGAGUACCUGCUGACAGCCCUGGAGCCCAAGUCCACCUACAUCAUCUGCAUGGUCACCAUGGAGACCAGCAAUGCCUACGUAGCUGAUGAGACACCCGUGUGUGCCAAGGCAGAGACAGCCGACAGCUAUGGCCCUACCACCACACUCAACCAGGAGCAGAACGCUGGCCCCAUGGCGAGCCUGCCCCUGGCGGGCAUCAUCGGCGGGGCAGUGGCUCUGGUCUUCCUCUUCCUGGUCCUGGGGGCCAUCUGCUGGUACGUGCACCAGGCUGGCGAGCUGCUGACCCGGGAGAGGGCCUACAACCGGGGCAGCAGGAAAAAGGAUGACUAUAUGGAGUCAGGGACCAAGAAGGAUAACUCCAUCCUGGAAAUCCGCGGCCCUGGGCUGCAGAUGCUGCCCAUCAACCCGUACCGCGCCAAAGAAGAGUACGUGGUCCACACUAUCUUCCCCUCCAACGGCAGCAGCCUCUGCAAGGCCACACACACCAUUGGCUACGGCACCACGCGGGGCUACCGGGACGGCGGCAUCCCCGACAUAGACUACUCCUACACAUGAUGCCCGCCCACCCGGGCUGCCCCGCCUCAGCCCCAGCUGCCCUGGCGUGGCCAUGUGGCUUUGCCCAGCCUGCUGCAAUCCAAGAGAGCAAGGAAGAGAAAUUCCAUGGGUGACUUUCCUCCGCAGAAAGCAAAGUUUGGGGAGGGCUGACGAUUUUGUAGAACACAACAGUGACAAUUUUUUUUAAAAGAAUAGAAGGCAGGAGGGGGAAUUCGACAUUGUUGAAGACAUAAUUUAUACCAAGUUAUGCCAGUUGGGGAGGGAAGGACUAAAAAUAAUAUUGCAGGCAGGGCUGGGUUGGGUUUUUUUUUUUUCCCCCCUGAACUGGAAGGAUACUACCUGUACAACAUCUGUGGACACCUCAUGCUCUGUUCAAGGCCAUCACAAAGGAACCGCCAGGGAGAAGCAGCCGGCUCUCAAAGCUCCCACGCAGCUCUCCCGCCACUGGCCACUCGCUGGCGACCCGAUGGAAGGUUUUCAGGCUCCUCACAAAGGAGAGAGGGAAGAAAAGAUCUUUUGCCCUGGAGAUAUGGUCCUGAAAUCUCUCCCCUGGCUUAUUCCAUACCAUUUCCCUUGCAGAUUUGCAGAAACAUGGCAUCUUUCACUGCAUUCUUUGAACAAUCAUGUAGUCGAUUAAAAAAAAAAAACAAACUUUUUUUUCCUAGGCUGAAGCCCUCUUCAGUUCCAUGCACCACGCUCCGUAGAAGCCCCGGCGGAAGCCGUAGCUUUCCCUGCCACCUGGAGGUGCAUCUGUCUGCCUGUCUAUCCCUGUCGCGGUGUCUCUAAGUACAGAUGGGUAGAUAGAGCCACAUGCACGGUCCUUACCGUUCUUCUUGGGUCAGUUCUUACCAUUUCCUGAACAAUAGAAUUGUGAAAGUG